AUGAAGGCUAUAGUGAUCACAAGCCCAGGUGCUCCAGAAGUGUUGCAGUUGAAAGAAGUGGAAGACCCAGAAAUCAAAGAUGACCAAGUUUUGAUUAAAGUUGCGGCUGCUGCUAUCAACAGAGCAGAUACACUUCAACGGCAGGGUAAAUAUCCACCUCCUAAGGGUGACAGUGAGUAUCCUGGUCUUGAAUGCUCUGGAACCGUCGAAGCUGUGGGGAAAGACGUCAAAAGGUGGAAAAUUGGUGAUGAGGUAUGUGCUCUUAUUGGUGGAGGGGGGUAUGCUGAAAAAGUAGCUGUGCCUGAAGGACAAGUACUACCUGUUCCACCUGGUGUUUCUUUGCAAGAUGCUGCUAGUUUUCCUGAGGUUGCUUGUACUGUUUGGUCUACCAUCUUCAUGAUGAGCCACUUAUCAUCUGGGGAAACUCUCCUGGUUCAUGGAGGUUCAAGUGGAAUCGGUACAUUUGCUAUUCAAAUUGCAAAAUAUUAUGGGGCCCGGGUUUUUGUUACAGCAGGCAGUGAGGAAAAACUGGCUGCUUGCAAGGAUCUUGGGGCAGAAGUUGGUAUCAACUAUAAGUCGGAGGAUUUCGUAUCACGUGUCAAGGCAGAAACAGGGGGUAAAGGGGUGGAUGUUAUACUUGACAAUAUUGGAGGGCCAUAUUUCCAGCGAAAUCUAGACUGCCUAAACAUUGGUGGGAGGCUGUUCAUUAUCGGCUUCAUGGGUGGGACUCAAACCCAAGUGAAUCUUUCAGCUUUACUUGCUAGAAGGCUCACAGUGCAGGCUGCUGGAUUGAGGAGUAGAACCAAGGAAAACAAAGCUGAAAUUGUCAGUGAAGUGGAGAAGAAAGUCUGGCCUGCAAUCACUGCAGGGAAGGUGAAACCUGUAGUUUAUAAAUACCUUCCUCUUGGAGAAGCAGCAGAAGCUCACAAGCUGAUGGAAAGCAGCCAACAUAUCGGGAAGAUAAUCCUUACUGUAUGA
Oldenlandia corymbosa var. corymbosa is the source of this 978-nucleotide messenger RNA. Lineage: Eukaryota; Viridiplantae; Streptophyta; Magnoliopsida; Gentianales; Rubiaceae. The record is from the annotation of a GenBank genome assembly.